AUGAGCGGUACUAGCGAUAUCCCCAAUUCUUCUCCUGAAGCUUUGGCAAAGCAAGUUGAAAUUGCUGAAAAGCAAUCUUUCCCCCCUAGCAUGCCUUCUCGUCUUCCUCAAGAAGUAUCUAGUCUUUAUGUUCCCCUCGACUCUUCUAAAGUUUCGGACGAAGAAGUUGCUGCUGUCGAUCGCUUUCAACGAGCUUGCGACUACCUGGCUUGCUCUUUGAUUUUCCUAGCCAAGGACAUUUACACUGGUGGUGAACUCAACGAGGAUGACGUGAAAACCCGACUCUUAGGUCACUGGGGUACUUGCCCUGGCUUGAGUAUUGCGUACUCCCACUGCAAUCGUAUUAUUAACAAGUAUGACUUGGACAUGAUCUUUGUCGUCGGUCCUGGCCACGGUGCACCUGCCGUUUUGGGUGCUUUGUUUUUGGAAGACUCGCUUGGCCCCUUUUAUCCCCAAUACCAAUUCACCCGUCAAGGUCUCAAGAAUUUGAUUAGCACCUUCUCAUUACCUGGUGGCUUUCCUUCACACGUAAAUGCUGAAUGCCCUGGUUCCAUUCACGAAGGUGGUGAAUUGGGUUAUUCUUUGUCCGUCAGUUAUGGUGCUGUUCAAGAUAAGCCCGAAUUAAUCGUAACCUGCGUUAUAGGUGACGGUGAAGCUGAAAGUGGUCCUUUGGCAGGUUCAUGGCAAACUCACAAAUUCUUGGACCCUGCCGAAUCUGGUGCUGUCAUCCCCAUUUUGAGUUUGAACGGUUACAAGAUUUCCGAGCGUACUAUCUAUGGUUGCAUGGAUGAUUUGGAAUUAUUGGCACUUUUCAGUGGCUUUGGUUAUCAGGUUGCUAUUGUCAACUACACUGACGAGUACAACCGCGAAAUGGCUGCCGCCAUGGAUUGGGCUGUUGAAACCAUUAAGGAUAUUCAACACCGCGCGCGUGUAAAGCGUGAACUUAUUAAGCCCAGAUGGCCCAUGAUCAUCCUUCGUUCGCCUAAGGGCAAAGGUUGCCCUAAGACCUUAAACGGCGGAUUUUUGGAAGGAACCUAUCAUGCUCACCAAGUUCCACUAAAGCUUGCUCGUAAUGAUCCUACUCAGCGUAAGAUGCUUAAAGAAUGGCUUUCGAGCUACCGCUUUGAUGACUUCUUGGACGAAGAAGGCCUUCCAACAAAGGGAAUUCGUGAAAACAUUCCUCAGGUCAAUAAGCGCAUGGGUCAACGCAUUGAGACGUAUAAUUCUUAUCAUCCUUUGACUGUAACCGACUGGAAAAAGUUUGGUGUUGCCAAGGGUGAAAAGACAUCUGCUACUUAUGUUGUGGGUAACUACUUAGGCGAACUUCUCCGCGAAAAUAAUCAGACUUUACGUGUCUUUUCUCCGGAUGAACUAGAGAGUAAUAAACUUGAUGCUGUUUUAAAAUAUACCGAUCGUACUAUGCAAACUGAUCCAACAUUAAUGGCAAAAGGUGGCCGUGUUACAGAAAUCCUUUCCGAGCACAUUUGCCAAGGUCUCAUGCAAGGUUACACCCUUACUGGUCGUACCGCGAUUUUCCCUUCGUACGAGGCUUUCAUGACGAUUGUCGUUAGUAUGUUGAUUCAAUACAGCAAAUUCAUCAAGAUGGGUCUCGAAUUACCUUGGCAUGGGAAGUUUGGAAGUUUGAACUAUGUCACUUCCAGUACUUGGGCACGUCAAGAACACAACGGAUACUCCCACCAGUCUCCUAGAUUUAUUACUACGAUGCUCUCUUUCAAGCCUGGUAUUAGCCGUGUAUACUUCCCAGCUGAUGCUAACUGCUUCUUGUCUACAUUAGCUAGAUGCAUGCGUUCUGAGAAUACUAUCAACCUGAUGGUUUCCAGUAAGAAUCCUCAACCAAGCUAUCUUUCUAUUGAAGAGGCUGAAGCUCACUGCACGGCUGGUGCUAGUGUUUGGAAAUUCUGUAGCACCGAUAACGGCAUAAAUCCUGAUGUUGUUUUGGUCGGUAUUGGUAACGAAAUUAUGUUUGAGGUUGUUAAGGCAGCUGAGAUGUUGGCAAAUGAUAUUCCUAGCCUACGUGUGCGUGUUGUUAACGUGACCGAUCUUAUGGUACUUUCUAGUUUGCAUCCUCAUGGAAUGACUCAACUAGAGUUCGAUUCCUUGUUCACCAACAACCGUCAUGUUCAUAUCAACUACCACGGCUAUGUUAUGGACAUCAAGAGCUUGCUCUUCGACCGCAUUGAGCCCUCUCGUGUUACUUUGGACGGCUACCGUGAAGAAGGUACUACCACCACUCCUUUCACUAUGAUGAUGCUCAACAACACCUCUCGUUACGAUGUUGCUAGAAAGGCAUUACAGCAUUCCACUCACAAUCCAUAUGUUUCAGUAAACUGCCACAACUUGAGUGCCAAUUACUCCCACAAGUUGGAUGAAAUUAAGGAUUAUAUCUUCAAGUACAAGGAUGAUCCUCCGGAGACUUUUGAUGUUCCGGACUUCAAGGAUAAGCGUACCAUUUAA
This is a messenger RNA of Schizosaccharomyces osmophilus, 2475 nucleotides long. Its product is annotated as phosphoketolase family protein. The coding region runs from base 1 to 2475 and encodes 824 amino acids. The record is from RefSeq and is a predicted model, not a curated record. Gene Ontology annotation, molecular function: aldehyde-lyase activity. NCBI's taxonomy places the organism in Eukaryota, Fungi, Ascomycota, Schizosaccharomycetes, Schizosaccharomycetales, Schizosaccharomycetaceae. Gene Ontology annotation, biological process: carbohydrate metabolic process. The transcript has a single exon.